UUGCCGCAAUGGGGACAUAGUAUCUUUGAUUGAAGUGUGUGGCGUACAGGUUUUGUCGCGGGAAGGAAGUGUUUUGGAAGCGUGUUUGAAUAUUUCGGAAAAAAAGCAUAUUAAGGAUCAAAAUGUCGCUUGCAGACCUGGAAGAGGUGACGGAAAAGCUUGGGAAAACUCACAUCGAAGGGAAUGGAGUUAGCUUCGCUGGGAAAUCGUUGAAGCUCGAUACCGAAAUUGAUGCUAAAGAAGUUGUCGACGCGAUUGCAUCAUGUGAGGAUAUGCAGUUCCUCAACAUGGAAGGUAAUACACUUGGAGUUGACGCUGCAAAAGCCAUUGCCAAAGCUCUGGAAAGUCACAAGGAAUUUAAGCAAGCACUAUGGAAAGAUAUGUUUACGGGUCGCAUGAAAACGGAGAUUCCACUGGCUUUGAAACAUCUAAGCAGUGGACUGAUGCUUGCUGGAGCCCAGUUAACAGUGUUGGAUCUAAGUGAUAAUGCUUUUGGACCUGUGGGAGUUGAAGGACUGGUGACCCUACUAAUGAGUUCAACUUGUUAUUCUCUGGAAGUGCUAAAACUAAAUAACAAUGGUCUUGGAAUCACCGGAGGAAAGAUGUUGGCCAAAGGUUUGCUUGAUUGUCACAGAAAUAGCAAAUCAGCUGGACGUCCACUUGCACUCAAAGUGUUUAUUGCUGGACGCAACAGACUUGAAAAUGAAGGAGCAAAAGCUCUGGCAGAAGUAUUUAAGACUGUAGGUACUCUGGAACAUCUGUCAAUGCCACAAAAUGGGAUAUAUCAUGUUGGUAUAACAGCAAUAUGUGAAGCCCUGACACAUAAUCCUAAUUUGAAGAUAUUGGACCUGAAUGACAAUACUAUCACAGCAAAAGGUGCUCUAUCUGUAGCCAAUGCCCUCUCUAGCCUCCAGAAAUUGGAAGAAAUUAAUCUUGGUGAUUGUUUACUUAAAACUAAAGGAGCAACAUUACUGGCAACUGCCCUCAAGAAGGGACAUCUCUUACUUAAGGAAGUUCAUUUGGGCUAUAAUGAAAUAGGUGCCAAAGGUGGUUUAGCAUUGGCUGAGGCAAUGCGUAAUAAAGGUAACCUGAAAAUUUUAGUUCUUCAAGGAAAUCAGUUUGGUGAUCAAGGAAGGCAGGAGCUACAGUCAGAAUUGAAGCACAGUGGACGUAUUGGAGCUCUAGGAAGCCUUAGUGAAGAUGAAGAUGAAGAGGAGGAAGAUGAUGAAGAUAAAGAAGACAGUGAAAGUGAGAGUGAAAGUGAAGAAGAAAAUAGUGUAACAGAAGGACUAGAGGAAGUUGUACAUAUCCAAAUAACAGAUAAUAAACCAGUUACUCAAGUUAAAGAUGAUGUGCAGGUGAACCUAAAAACAUUUUUGAAUUCACCCACGGCAGAAAAUUUUGCGAGCAUAGGAAGUGGACAUGCAGAAAUAAUUAUUGCUGAAACAAAGAGUGAAGACAAAAACUUAAAGCCACCUCAGAAUGUAGAAGGUUGUUUGUUAGCUCUUGAUUAUGUGGUUAAACAGGAUUAUUUUCCACAAAGUACAAAGGACACACUUAUGGUCUUCCUUGACAGAGCAACAAGAAUCCAAGUAAAUUCCUCAACAAAACAGAGAUUACUGAGCAAUCUGCAGCAAAGAAAAAUGUGACAUAACGAAUUUUUAAAAACUUUUACUUGCCAGAGCUACUGAGUUCCUGACAGUGUUUCAUUAUGAAUGAUACAGUUGUGGAACUGACAUUUUCAUUUAUUUGUAUUUCUGUGAUAAUGGCUCCAGUGUGUGAUUGAUAUACACUUCCAUAAAAACUAGUAGAUUCAACUUGGGACUAAGUUGGUUGUUUGGAACAGCAGUGAUAAAUCUUGGCAUGUCAUAACUUAUUGCAGGUGAUAUAUCACCAAAAGACAGACCAUUGUCCUACAAAAAGGUGUUUGAUUGAAUCUGUUACUAAAGUAAACGAUGUAUCUUACUUUUGUAAACAAUGUGAAGUUGGUACAAGACAUAAAUGAUUAUUCUAUUUCCAAUCAUGUUAAAUAGUGUAAGUUGUUAGCAGCAGAGAGAGUUUAAGGAAAGAGCCGAACUGCUUUAAUAAUUAAAUUUUUAAAGUAAGUGACAACUACAGUAUUUCCUGUUCUUGUCUGGUGUUUUUGUAUUACUCUGUGAAUGAUGAUGUAAAAUGUCACACCUAUUUUAUAUCAUAAAAACAAAAAAUCAGCUUUCAAAAU
Schistocerca gregaria is the source of this 2221-nucleotide messenger RNA. RefSeq names its product ran GTPase-activating protein 1 (gene RanGAP). Bases 123 to 1649 code for a protein of 508 amino acids. Gene Ontology annotation, cellular component: perinuclear region of cytoplasm; cytosol; nucleus. The transcript is spliced from 10 exons. Gene Ontology annotation, molecular function: small GTPase binding; GTPase activator activity. Lineage: Eukaryota; Metazoa; Arthropoda; Insecta; Orthoptera; Acrididae. The record is from RefSeq and is a predicted model, not a curated record. Gene Ontology annotation, biological process: nucleocytoplasmic transport; signal transduction; activation of GTPase activity.